Periophthalmus magnuspinnatus is the source of this 1697-nucleotide messenger RNA. It is a transcript of the gene foxd3, whose product is annotated as forkhead box D3. The record is from RefSeq and is a predicted model, not a curated record. Bases 290 to 1414 code for a protein of 374 amino acids. Gene Ontology annotation, molecular function: DNA-binding transcription factor activity, RNA polymerase II-specific; RNA polymerase II cis-regulatory region sequence-specific DNA binding. Gene Ontology annotation, biological process: anatomical structure morphogenesis; cell differentiation; regulation of transcription by RNA polymerase II. Lineage: Eukaryota; Metazoa; Chordata; Actinopteri; Gobiiformes; Gobiidae. The transcript has a single exon.
GCACGUGUCACCUCCACUCCACUCUCCGAAUAUUACUCGAGCUGAAGCGGGAUCUAUUCACACGCACGCGGCGCUGUGGCCACAACCAGAGACUUCACAAAGUCAACAACAAGUCCCAGACGAGACGAGCCUGCGCCUUUACGCACGGGACAAAUACUGGAACAUUUUUGGCGUUGGGACUAGAGGCGCUCUCCGCCGAAGUCGGGCUCUCGUCCCACGCGCUUUUCUGUCUCCGGUGCCUCCUCGAGCUUUGAUUCGACUUUUCUCAACAGCGCGUAAAGUCAGUGAGAUGACCCUGUCUGGAGGCACUGAACGAGCCAGCGACAUGUCCGGCCAGACCGUGCUCACAGCCGACGACGUGGACAUCGACGUGGUGGGCGAAGGGGACGAGGAGAUGCUCCUGGAGCGCGUGGACAGUGAGUGCGACAGUCCCGUGGGCAGAGGCGCCGAGGAUGAGGACGAUGAGGAUGAGAUCGAAGUGGACAAGGACGACAUGAGGUCCGGAGGGGUCAGUCCGUGCUGCGAGAGCUCAGGGGAAGGGGAUGUGAGCGGGAAACCAGAGGACCACAACUCCGGCUCCAUCCAGAAACCCAAGAGCAGUCUCGUGAAGCCCCCGUACUCCUACAUCGCCCUGAUCACCAUGGCCAUCCUCCAAAGCCCGCAGAAGAAGCUCACACUCAGCGGCAUCUGUGAGUUCAUCAGUAACCGCUUCCCUUAUUACAGAGAGAAGUUCCCCGCAUGGCAGAACUCUAUCCGCCACAACCUGUCCCUCAACGACUGCUUCGUAAAAAUCCCCCGGGAACCUGGCAACCCGGGCAAGGGCAACUACUGGACCCUGGACCCGGCCUCCGAGGACAUGUUCGACAACGGCAGCUUCCUGCGGCGGAGGAAGCGCUUCAAGAGAGUGCAGCCCGACAUGCUCCGGGACCAGACCGCGCUAAUGAUGCAGAGCUUUGGGGCCUAUAGUUUAGGAGGCCCAUACGGCAGACACUACGGCAUCCACCCGGCCACAUACCCGCACCCGGCCGCGCUGCAGUACCCGUACAUCCCUCCCGUAGGGCCCAUGCUUCCUCCGGGUGUCCCGCUGCUGCCCUCCUCAGAGCUGAACAGAAAAGCGUUUGGCCCCAGUCUGCAGCUCGCGCAGCAGCUCAACAGCCUCAGCACCGCGUCUUUGAUCAAGUCCGAGCCGUCCUCCAGACCGUCCUUCAGUAUAGAGAACAUUAUCGGCGUGUCCAGCUCCUCUUCCACGGCGGCGGCGCAGGCGUUUCUGCGGCCUCCGGUCACGGUGCAGUCUCUGUCUUUGACUCGGACCUCAGCGGCCAUCGCACCCAUCCUCAGCGUCCCGUCAAAUCUAAUCUCUGGACACGUGCUGCCGUCCGCCACGGCCGCGGUGUCCAAGUGGCCUUCACAAUGACUGAAAGGCACUAAAACAAACUCUUAUUUUUAUAUGAAACAUGAUUCUAUUCUAAAGGAGGAAGAUGCACUAGCAGCACUGGACUCGUGCGCGUAAACACUGGUGUGGACAGACUUGUGUGGACAGACUUGUGUGGACAGACUUGUGUGGACAGGUAACAUGUGUAAAUAUGUAAAGUGACAGACUCUGGUUUGUCUUUUCUGUUUCUGUGAGCGUUUUUGUAUCGGGAGCGUCACUUUCAUAAAGAAAAACCACAGAAAACACCGAAGCGUGUUUAUAGAAA